UUUUUUUCUUCUUUCUUUUCCUGACUGUAUUACAUAAUAAUCUCUCAGUAAGAACCCUAGAAAGUAGGAAUUAUUUUGACAGCUACCUUUUUCUCUGAUCUCAAAGUAUAAAGACACAUGCAUCCGCCUUUAGAAGCUCAUAAAAACGAAGGGUGUGAAGAGGUCAUUGAAGCAUUAGAAAGGUGUCAUCGUGCAGGUACAUUCAACAAGUUCAUUGGCGUUUGUAACGAUGCGAAAAGAGCAGUAGACAAUUGUCUCAAGCAGGAGUUUCUUGCUCAGCGUGACCAACAGAAAGGUAAAGCGAAAGAGAAGAGAAAAAGAAUGGAAGCUAUUUGGAAGUCAAUGGAUGAACCACCACCAGAACUACUGAAAGAAUAUUCUGUGGAAAAGGAUCAAUCGUAGACAGACACGUUUCUUUGCAUGGUGUACACUGGCGUGUCUAUUUUUGGCUUUCCUUGUCAGUUACUGAUCUACCGUCAAGAAGCCAUCGUUUCGACAUUCUUAUUUUUUAUAUAAACGUUCAUGGUUGAGGUUUUAUUUUUUUAAUAUAUUUUAAAAGAGCCUUCCAUGAUGGGGGAAAAUGAGAAAUAGAUAUAUAUAUAUAUAUAUAUAUGUGUGUGUUUGUGUGUGUGUAUGUAUAUAUGUUUUAUACUAUGUUUUUCAAUAGAGAUAACAUGUUGAAUGAGG
Mycotypha africana is the source of this 687-nucleotide messenger RNA. RefSeq lists its product as uncharacterized. The coding region runs from base 118 to 402 and encodes 94 amino acids. The record is from RefSeq and is a predicted model, not a curated record. NCBI's taxonomy places the organism in Eukaryota, Fungi, Mucoromycota, Mucoromycetes, Mucorales, Mycotyphaceae. The transcript is spliced from 2 exons. Gene Ontology annotation, cellular component: mitochondrion.